CACAACUACCCCUAUGACAACCACGCCAAUGACAACUACUACAACAACAACGCCAUCUACCACGACCAUGCCAACGACGACAACAACCACGCCAACGACGACCAGGCCGACGACGACAACCACGCCAACGACGACCACGACCAUGCCAACGACGACAACAACCACACCAACGACGACCACGACCAUGCCAACGACGACAACAACCACGCCAACGACGACCACUACCAUGCCAACGACCACCACAGCCAGACAACCGACUACGCCAACGACGACAGUACUGACCACAUCCACCCAAUCUAGUACGACUACAAUACCGACCAUCACCACAAAAGUGGCGAUCCAAACAACAACUUCUACAAUAUCGACGGAUAUGCCAACCAUGACCACACAAACAAAGACAACAUCACAAAUGAGAUCAACAAAUAGGAUGACACUGUCAACAAUGAUUACGUCGCAAAAUGGUCAUUCUGUAAAACCGGGUCAAACGUCCAAUGUACACAAGAAGAUCUCACCAACAGGGCAUAACUGCUUUAAAUCAGAACCAGUGGUUUUGUUUACAACAUUCUGUUCUAUUUUACUAUUUUCAUUGGCAGCAGCUGGUGGAAUAUUGGGAUAUAUGGUGAUCAAAAUGAAAAAUCAACUCAAAGUUAUGGAAUCGUCAACCGACAGUUUUGACAUUAAUUCAGAAAAGUGAAAUCAGUUCAGAUUUAGUUUCGAUUAUUAAUGUAAAAAGAAUAUUCUGAUUGAAAAAAUUGUAUUUUGGACAUUGAAAAUCAAUUGUUCUAAUUUAUUUGAUGUAAAACGAAUCACUAAAAGGCAAUCGAAUUCUUGACUGAAAGAACAAUGUCUUUCUUAGUAUAUAAUAUAUUUGGAUCGUUGUUGAUUGUAAGUACUGUUAUUUAUAAGCUAAACUGUGUUGAUUUCGUGAAUAAACGUUAACCAAGAGUUAAAAUGUGUAACAAAAUAUAAUUAAAAAAAAAACUUUUUAUUUUUUUAAAACACAAAAUCAAAUCUCCACGAAAACACAAUAUUCUCUCACCGAAAAGAGAGCACUGAAACACACAAAAAUGCUGACGUAUACGAAAAGCAAGCAUGUAAAGCAAAAUCGUUGAGCAAAGCAUUUUUUCCCCCCAAAUCGAAAAUGAAAUACGGGAUCUCCUUAAGGGCAAACAUGUCAUGAUUUGCUGACGGUAAAAACCGAUAACCAGUAAAUUUCGGUUAAAGGUUAAAAUCGGUUAGCUCUUUGGGAAAUACGCCUGUUGUCAGUGAUACAUUCCAUAUAUAAUGAUUGACUAAUUAUUAUGACUAUGGCGCCCGUUACGCUAAAUAACAUACGAAUAGAACAAUAUGUAAAAAUAAUAAACAUUCAAUCAUUGGAAGUCUUUAAAAUUGCAAUAUGUGUGGAGACUGUAUAUUUUUCUUCGUUUCAAUUUUAUUGACUUAAUAUUUUCCCUAUUAAAAUAUCAAGAGACAAUGUUUUCCCUAAACAAUCAGAUUUUUUAAAACAACUGUAUCUCGAAUAUAAACUGAUGUACUUAUCAUUCUUUUGUUAUACCAACAACGGAAAAUUGGUGUAUUGAGUAAAAUUACAUUCAAUUUUGUUAAUUGGAAUAUAGGAAAGCAUCAUACAAAGAAAUCAUUUUGAACAAACUGAUUGUU
This is a messenger RNA of Mytilus californianus (California mussel), 1659 nucleotides long. RefSeq names its product integumentary mucin A.1-like. The record is from RefSeq and is a predicted model, not a curated record. The coding region runs from base 14 to 694 and encodes 226 amino acids. The transcript has 2 exons. NCBI's taxonomy places the organism in Eukaryota, Metazoa, Mollusca, Bivalvia, Mytilida, Mytilidae.